Molecule: messenger RNA, 1938 nt
Organism: Alternaria conjuncta
Lineage: Eukaryota; Fungi; Ascomycota; Dothideomycetes; Pleosporales; Pleosporaceae
Exons: 2
Coding region: 1-1938 (645 amino acids)
Molecular function (GO): oxidoreductase activity, acting on CH-OH group of donors; flavin adenine dinucleotide binding
Source: RefSeq, a predicted model, not a curated record
AUGUUCUUCCCCCGCGUAAUCGGCUACACAGUCGCAGCCUUCGCUUCCCUUGCGGUGGCUGUCGACCUGACUGGCUAUGAAUACGUAGUCGUCGGCUCUGGUGCAGGUGGUGGUCCUCUGGCCGCCCGCCUCGCCCUUGCCGGUCACAAGACGCUUCUGAUCGAAGCCGGUGACGACCAAGGUGCCAGCCAGAACUACACCAUUCCUGCUUUUAACGCCAGGGUUUCCGAAGACCCCAACCUGAGCUGGAACUUCUACGUCAAGCACUACGCUGAUGAGCAGCGCCAAGCUCGCGACUACAAGACCUCCUACGAGACUGUCGAUGGAGGUGAGUACACCGGUCUCAGCCCACCUGAGGGCUCUACCAUGAAGGGUACGCUUUACCCUCGUACCGGUACUCUCGGUGGAUGCACAGCCCACAACGCUCUCAUCGCCGUGUACCCCCACCAGUCCGAUUUCGACAAUGUUGCUGCCAUCACUGGUGACGACUCUUGGUCAGCCAAGAACAUGCGCAAGUACUUCGAGAAGCUCGAGCACAACCACUACCUCCUCCCCGGUCAGAAGGGCCACGGUUACGAGGGAUGGCUCGGAACCUCAUACGCACCCAUCGACAUCGUCACCUCCGACCCCAAGCUUCUCAGCUUGGUUGGCGGUGCCGCUUUCGCCCUUUCCAACAUGACCAACGCCAUCGUCAACCUUGGUACUCUUAUUGCUGGUGAUGCCAACGCCGACACCGAGAGCCGUGACAAGUCCAACGCUCUCUACCAAAUCCCUCUCUCCACCACCGACGGCAAGCGCACUGGAUCCCGCGAGUUCGUUCUCGCUGUCCGUGACGCAAAGAACGAGGACGGCAGCAAGCAGUACCCUCUCGAUGUCAGACUCAACUGCCACGUUACCAAGAUCACUUUUGACCAGGACGUUACUCCUCCCCGCGCUACCGGUGUCGAGUUCCUCGACGGCCAGUACCUCUACAAGGCCAGCCCCAAGAACACCGGCGCAGCUGGUGAGCCCGGUUCUGCCACCGCUUCCAAGGAGGUCAUCGUCGCCGGAGGAACCUACAACUCUCCCCAACUCCUCAAGCUCAGCGGUGUCGGCCCAGCCGACGAGCUGAACAAGUUCGACAUCCCCGUCGUUGCUGACCUCCCCGGUGUCGGAACCAACCUCCAAGACCACUACGAGAUCAACGUCCAGGGCAAGGCUCCUUCCGACUUCUCCGCCCUGAACGGCUGCACCUUCGGCAACACCGACGACGACGCCUGCAUCGACCGCUGGGAGAAAUCCAUCCUCGGCAACCGCGGCAUCUACGCUUCCCCAGGUCUCGGUGCCACCAUGUUCUACAAGUCCAGCGUCUCCGAGCGCGACGAGUACGACAUCUUCGCCUUCGGUGGCCCCGUCAACUUCCGCGGUUACUUCCCCGGCUACAGCUACAACGCCACCUCCGAGCACGACUGGUUCACCUGGGCCAUCCUCAAGGCGCACCCGCGCAACAACGCCGGAACCGUUGCGCUCCGCUCUGCCGACCCUCUCGACGUCCCCGAGAUCACUUACAACUACUUCGACACCGGUGUUGGCGACUACGAGAAGGAUCUCACUGCCCUCACCGAGGCCGUCGACCUCGCCCGUGACUCCUUCAAGCGCCAACUCGUCCCCAUUGACGAAGUCCUGCCCGGCAAGGACGCCAACACCCCCGAGAAGAUUGCUCAGUACGCCAAGGACACUGCUUGGGGUCACCACUGCUCGUCUACCUGCCCCAUUGGUGCUGAUGACGAUGAGAUGGCUGUUCUUGACUCCAAGUUCCAGGUCCGUGGCGUUGCUGGAUUGAGGGUUGUUGAUGCUAGUGUUUUCCCUAAGAUUCCUGGUACUUUCACUGCUGUGUCUACGUACAUGGUUGCGGAGAAGGCGGCGGAUGUUAUUCUCGCUGCUGCUGAGGAGGCUUAG